This is a messenger RNA of Suillus subalutaceus, 2130 nucleotides long. RefSeq lists its product as uncharacterized. Bases 1 to 2130 code for a protein of 709 amino acids. The transcript is spliced from 15 exons. The record is from RefSeq and is a predicted model, not a curated record. Lineage: Eukaryota; Fungi; Basidiomycota; Agaricomycetes; Boletales; Suillaceae.
AUGGACCGCAAUGACGAAAAUGAUGGGCAGCCAGCGAGAAUACCACAGCAGAGGAGUUCUGUUCCAUCAUUUCUGUUCCUAAUAUUUAUGCUCUUCAUACUCACGAAUCACACUGGGGAUGAAUUUCUCGCUCGAAAUCAUUACCAGGAUGCCCUUCAAUCCCUCAACUACCAGCUGUCAAACUUCACUGCUUGGCUGAAUGGGACAGAGUCUAACUUUACAAUGCCAGACAGGAAUGCCGCUGCCUCUCCUCUUGUAGGGUCAUUCAUGUCUUUUGGGUCUCAUCUCAAUUCGCAGUGGGCGUCUUAUUUUUCGAAUGUGACCGGAUUUGCACACGGCGAGAUCGACUUCUUCAAUAUCACCCCUCCCAGCCUUGAAUCCGCAACCUAUCCCUGGAGAACACAUGCUGAGACGUUCAUGGGCGACACUAACAUGACAGAUCUCGUCGGUCACUUCGGAUCUUGGAAUUGGACUGGCUCGGACAAGAUUUCAUGGAGUAUAAUGGAUCGAGCUCCAAUCAGCGUGAAAGGUGUUACCGAGAAGAUCGCCAUGGUUCACGGCAGAAUUGAUGUCCGUCACCCCGCCACUUCCGAUGAUAUGAAGCUGGAUUUUGAAGGCGUGCACUUCCUCGCAAAUGGGUCAAUAUAUGGCUUUGCUGAACCCACCGGUCGACAUAUUGACAUCCGCUACAUCCCCGCCUUUGUCCCAGAAGCUUUCCAGAAUGACACUGCUCGAACAAUAGAACCUGAAUUGAUGUCUAGAAUUAACAAGGUGAAAGAUAUGAUUGAUGCGGGUGUUAUCGACCAGGACUCGACCAAUGGGGAAUCGCAAGGGGGUUGUGCGUUCAGCGUUUACGCGCAAAUUGCGCCAUCCGAGAUACCCGCAGAGGAUAUGGAGGACCUUGAAGACGAAUUACAGAAACCAACGGGGAGAUGGACAGUGAAACGUCCGCCUCUCAAGCUCAAUGGUGUGCUUUUGAGUCGAGAAUGCGGCAUUUUAUACAACUUGCAUGACGCGGAAGGAUUAAGGUCUCAGUUAUUCUUCCGGAAGGUUGCCACAUAUGCUGGUAUCUCAGCUUUUGUGUACUUGGUACAGUUACUACUGCUCUCUCGUCAAGUUGACCGAAGCCGUACUCCUGCUGGAUUGUCUCGUGUGUCCGUAUGGACGUUCCUUACACAAUCCAUUGUGGACUCCGUCUCAUUUGCUGGACAUAUUACUUUUGCCAUUAUUGCUAAUGGGCGUCCUUCCUUAUCGCUUGUGGCUCCAGCAUUCGUUGCCUGCGUGCUUUUUGCUUUUGAAUCACAACAUGCCAUUCUCAUUAAUCAGGUUCAAGCUCCAGAGGAUGCGGUGGUGCCGCCCCCUCCCCGGCCAGUACAACAGGAAUCAUCACUGCCUUCUCAAGCUGUGCCCACACCGAUAACAGCUCCUCCUCGAUCUACUGGCCCGACAUUCUCAAGUUUAUUGUUCCGACACAUUCGCUCUGAUCCCCAAGCACGGAUAUGGCUAGGAAUGUUUUUCUUCCUAACAUUCAUCGUCCGAGUCAUCGUGACUCCUUCGCUAGCGCUGGUAUUUGUGGCGAGCAUGUACUCCCUUUUCUGGCUGCCACAGAUUAUUCGAUCGGUAAAGAAAGGCAGGAGCAGUGCACUUACUGCCGAAUACUUGAUUGGCACAUCACUCUGCCGACUUUUCCAUGCUCUUUACUUCUUGACAUGUCCAAAGAAUGUGCUCGACGUCGAGCCCCGCCGUUGGAUAUGGUAUCUUGCGAUAUUCAUCUUCUUACAAGUCGCCGUUAUACUGCUUCAGCAGCGUUUUGGGCCGGCGUUCUUCCUUCCGAAACGAUUUGCUCGUGCGCAAGUGCACGACUAUCAUCCAGCAUUACCGCUUUCUGCCGCUGACCCAGAAGCACCUGACGAAUCUCUUGGGGACUGUGCUAUUUGCAUGGAGGCUAUUCAUACCGAAGAUGAGAAGCAGCUAGAGCAUGUUACUGGUGGAUUACUGCGAAAUGUUGGAGCAAGGCGAAGUUACAGUCUGGCUCCUUGUCAACAUCUAUUUCAUACGGAGUGCCUGGAGAAGUGGCUUGCUAUCAAGAAUAUUUGUCCCCACUGUCGUAGGCCCCUUCCGCCACUUUGA